AUGACGAAUGCAUUGUCGGUCCUCUCCACCCAGCCCCGCGCCGCCCUGGCCGCCACUGCCGCUGCAGCAGCUGCUGGCGGUCUCCUAGCCCACAAAUGGAACGCUGCAGUGCAAAAUAAGCGUCUCGAGAAAGGCUUCUUACGCGCUUCUCGCCGACACCGAGUCGGUGACGACACGGACUCGGAUGAAAAGCCUGCAUUAGUCGCUAAAGUCGAUGCCCAGUUCUUCGCCAAUCUCACUGCCUUUGUCAAAAUUUGUAUUCCAGGCGUCGCCUCCACGGAGUUCCUCGCCCUCUCCACUGUCGCGGCCCUGCUGGGUGCCAGAAGUUACCUCGACUUGUGGGCAAGCUCCAAUGGAGGGCAUGUCGUCAAGGCUAUUGUCGGCCGCGACAAGGAUGCAUUUAUCCAGAAAGCAAUCAUUGAUAUUGCCACCAUGAUGUUUCCGAUGUCUUUUGUGAACAAUUCACUCAAGUACAUGAUUUCUCGACUGAAGGUGCUCAUGCGAAGGAGAUUGAGUAUGCACUUUCAUGACAAAUACUUGUCCUCCAAUACGUUUUACAAGGUCUCCAAUCUUGAUUCCAGGAUACGAAACAUUGAUCAGUUGCUCACCGUCGACAUUGAAAAGUUUUGCUCUUCCAUGGCCGAUCUGUACUCUAACAUUUCCAAACCCUCCUUUGAUAUUAUCUUGUUCUCGAGACAACUAUCGAGGAGCCUCGGACCCUCAGGUCCCAUUUGUAUGAUUUUGUACUUCGGCUUCUGUUCAAUAAUUUUACGGGCGGUCCAACCACCUUUCGGGCAGCUGGCGGCAGAUGAACAACGAUUGGAAGGUGAAUACCGUCUCCACCAUUCACGGCUCAUUGCACAUUCUGAGGAAAUUGCCUUUUUCGGCGGCGGAGGCCGUGAAAAGCAAUAUAUCAAUCUCGCGUUUGACAACGUGGUUGAUCACUUGAAGAAGCUAUUCGCAGCCAGAUGGAGGAACGGGUUUGUUGACGCAAUCCUAGUCAAAUAUCUAGCCACAGUGGUAGGAUAUUCCAUUGUGUCCAUCCCUGUCUUCUUUACGGAUUCCAUGGUCUUUCAGGUUCUCAAUCACCCAAGACGCUUUUUGGCAGGCAAUACUAGAAGCAAGAAGAAAACAGAUCCCGAAACUACUUCUGCAUCAAAUAUUGCUGGUCUGUACACAAGAAAUUCCAGGCUUUUGCUUCAACUCGCAAGUGCUAUUGGAAGAUUAGUGCUUGCGGGGAAGGAAAUCACCAAGCUAACUGGUUAUUGUCAACGUGUCACCCGUCUUCAACAUGUUCUCGAUGACCUCGGGGAUGAGCGGGCAGUGCAGAAGAGAUUUGAAUCAUCCCCGGACCUUGAACGGGAUCUCAAACUGGCGGAACUCAUGAUCCCAGGAGAGCUGAUUGUCGGUUCAGAAGAUGAAGGUCCUGAGAAAAAUGUAGUCCGCUUCUCAGGAGUUAACCUGCUGUCCCCAGAUUGUACGAUCCUUGCUGAAAACCUGACAUUUGAGAUCCCGCGUGGGUGUCAUGUUCUCACUACGGGCCCGAACGGCUCUGGCAAAAGUUCUCUAUUCCGAGUUCUCGCCGGGCUUUGGCCAUUAUACGGCGGUACGCUACAUAGGCCGUCGAGGUCUCGAAUUUUCUACGUACCGCAAAGGCCGUAUCUCGCACUCGGUACUCUUCGGGAGAAUGUUACUUACCCGAUGACAUGGACGGAGGCCGUCCAACAGAAAGGGGCAACAGACGACCUCAUCAUAGAAUUAUUAGAAAUGGUGCAUCUUGGAGACAUCACUCGCAGAAAGGGGGGCCUUGAUGCCGUCCAGGAUUGGGCUGAAGUCCUGAGUGGAGGCCAGAAACAGAGGUUGGGUUUUAGUCGUCUUCUUUUCCACAAACCGGACUACGCUAUCUUGGACGAAGCUUCUUCGGCAGUCUCUAUAGACGUCGAGCAGCUCUUGUACCAGUCUGUGAAGGACUGCGGGAUCACGCUGAUUAGCGUUAGCCACCGCCCUAGUCUAUGGAGUUUCCAUGACAAAGUUUUGGCCUUCGAUGGAGAGGGAAGCUACGAAUUCAGAGAAAUCAAAGCUGGAGACGUUCCUAGCCUUGUUUCCGGCGUACCAGGUUCUUCCGGCACAUGA
Messenger RNA from Chondrus crispus (carragheen), 2133 nucleotides. Its product is annotated as ATP-binding cassette, sub-family D (ALD), member 3. Gene Ontology annotation, cellular component: peroxisomal membrane. Gene Ontology annotation, biological process: peroxisome organization; very long-chain fatty acid catabolic process; long-chain fatty acid import into peroxisome. The transcript has a single exon. Gene Ontology annotation, molecular function: ATP hydrolysis activity; long-chain fatty acid transmembrane transporter activity; ABC-type transporter activity. Bases 1 to 2133 code for a protein of 710 amino acids. The record is from RefSeq and is a predicted model, not a curated record. Lineage: Eukaryota; Rhodophyta; Florideophyceae; Gigartinales; Gigartinaceae.